Cynara cardunculus var. scolymus (artichoke) is the source of this 1934-nucleotide messenger RNA. Its product is annotated as BTB/POZ domain-containing protein At5g48800. Bases 1 to 1863 code for a protein of 620 amino acids. Gene Ontology annotation, molecular function: protein binding. The record is from RefSeq and is a predicted model, not a curated record. NCBI's taxonomy places the organism in Eukaryota, Viridiplantae, Streptophyta, Magnoliopsida, Asterales, Asteraceae. The transcript has 4 exons.
AUGGACAACAACCACCACCACCACCACACCCACCAACCUCCUCAGCUCAUUCCGGCGAAGAGUUCCCGCCAGCGCUACAAUGAAUGGAUAUUUCGCGAUGUUCCAAGCGAUAUAAUGGUAGAACUGAACGGUGUCGUAUUUGCAUUGCAUAAGUUCCCUCUUGUUUCUCGAUGUGGCCGAAUCCGAAAACUGGUAUCCGAACACCGGGAAAACGCGAUAUCGAAGGUAGAACUUCUUAGUUUACCAGGAGGUAUCGAGACAUUUGAGCAGGCUGCUAAAUUCUGCUACGGUAUCAAUUUCGAGAUCACAUCAUCGAACGUUGCUCAGCUAUGUUGCAUCGCCGAUUACCUAGAAAUGACCGAGGAUUUCUCGACCCGAAACCUCAGUUCCCGUGCCAACGAGUAUCUCGACACCGUGGUCACCAAGAAUCUCGAAAUGUCUGUUGAGGUCUUGAAACAAUCCGAAAAUUUGCUCCCAUUAGCCGAUGAUCUAAAUAUAGUCACUAGAUGCAUCGAUGCUAUCGCUUCCAAGGCUUGUGUCGAGCAAAUCGCGUCGAGUUUCUCGAGACUCGAGUAUAGUAGCUCGGGCCGGCUUCAUAUGAGUCGGCAAGUGAAGGGUGAAACUGAUUGGUGGAUCAAAGAUUUAUCGGUUCUUCGAGUUGAUUUGUAUCAAAGAGUUAUGAACGCGAUGAAAUGUAGAGGGGUGAGGCCGGAAAGUAUCGGUGAAUCGCUCAUGAGUUAUGCCGAAAAAGAGUUAACGAGCUUAUACAAUCUGAACGGUAAGAAAACCGGGAGUCAUGGUGGUUCAAGUCACGAAGGAAUCGUGGUACAGACCAUUGUCAGUUUACUUCCGGUCGAGAAACUUGCGGUGCCGUUAAGUUUCCUUUUCGGGCUUUUGCGGACCGCGGUGAUGCUCGAUUGCACCGCAGCGUGUCGGAUCGAUCUCGAGAGACGGAUCGGGUCGCAGUUAGACAUAGCAACGCUUGAUGAUCUUCUGAUUCCGUCUUUCCGGCAUGCAGAUGAUACGUUGUUUGAUGUCGAUGUGGUUCAUAGGAUUCUGGUUAGUUUUUCACAGCAAGAUGAUAGUGAUGAUGAAAUGGAAGAUGGUGACGGUGAUGGCGAUGGUUCAGGGUUCGAGUCCGAUGGGCCUGGUUCACCAUCGCAAACGGCUUUAGUCAAAGUUUCGAGGCUGGUCGACAAUUAUCUCGCUGAAAUCGCACCGGAAACGAACCUUAAACUCUCUAAAUUCAUCGCUGUUGCGGAAAGUUUGCCGGCACACGCUCGCACGGUUCAUGACGGUCUGUAUCGAUCCAUCGAUGUUUAUCUCAAAGCUCACCAGGGUCUAUCGGAAUUCGACAAGAAGAAGCUCUGCAAAUUAAUCGAUUUCCAUAAACUCUCACCGGAAGCUGGCGCACACGCCGCCCAGAACGAACGCCUUCCUCUUCAAUCCAUCGUUCAAGUUCUGUACAUCGAGCAGCUAAGCCUGAGAAACGCAUUAGGCUGCAGUUACCCUGACGACAACCACCUGAAACCACCGGUCCACCACCAAUCGUGGCGGAUCAACAGCGGAGCUCUCAGCGCCGCCAUGUCUCCAAAAGACAACUAUGCAUCAUUGAGGCGCGAAAACCGCGAGUUGAAGCUCGAGUUGACUCGGUUGAGAAUGCGAUUGAACGAUUUCGAGAAGGAACAUGUGUCGAUGAAGAGGACCAUGGAAAAAUCGAACUCACGAAAGUUUAUGAGUUCGUUCUCGAAGAGAAUAGGUAAAUUUCAUCUAUUUGGGCAUAGUUCUUCUUCAAGAGGAUCAAGUUCUCCAUCAAGGCAUUCACAGAGAACAGAUUCUAAGGUUACAGUGAGGACAGAAUGAAGCAAGUUUACCGAACGUUUACACGGUAAGUGUUUACUGGGUGUCACUUAGGGCUGUUUGGUUGGUUUUCC